Spirometra erinaceieuropaei is the source of this 5327-nucleotide messenger RNA. NCBI's taxonomy places the organism in Eukaryota, Metazoa, Platyhelminthes, Cestoda, Diphyllobothriidea, Diphyllobothriidae. The record is from the annotation of a GenBank genome assembly.
AUGAACAACGGUUCGACUUCAUCUGCUCUGCUCUGGCUCGUCUUCGCACUUCAAGCCGUGUGUCAAAGGGCUCGUAAGUUCUAUUGAUUGAUGCCUUAAAAAUAGUUACUGGUCUUACAGGGGCAUUUUUACGGUAGAUUGUGCAUCUCGGAGAAAAUCCACGCAAACCUGCACAAUAGGCUAUUAUUGUAUGCCUUAUGUUUUAAACGUAUUGCAUUUUGAUGGCAAAUGUUACAUGCAUAGCAGUGCCGAAUGCAGUCAGUCACGCAUGCUGCCUAAACGUGAAAAGCCGAUUAAAAUUUCCUAUGUUAUGGACUGAUCUCUACCAGUCGCAUUGAUGGUAAAUGAGCCACGCAAAAUAGGUAAAACAGACAAAAGUUACGGAUGGUUCCAUUUCAAGCCGCGCAAAUAUGCUAUGCCGAGGAUAAUAUUGUCGAUCCUUAACAGUACAAAUCACAUUGUCUCUGUUUCACGCUUAUCGAUUGGAAGCUUGUGGGCUGAAGUUCCCAAGUCAGGCGAAUAAGGAUUUAUAGAGGAGCAAGUAGCUUUUACUCUUUCUAACGAAUAACACAUGUAAAUACACAGAAUACGAAGACGUUUAAUGACGAGGACGUCAUAUUGGUGUGUUCUUAUAACCCUCGUUUUGUACAUUUAGACGCUAUUCCUGCCGUGUGCAAUUACACUUAUCCGUAUAUCACAAAGGAAUCUGGUCCGCUUAACAUAACCGUAUUAACUGCAAAAGAGCCAAAUGUAAGUUUUAACUAGUUUUUUAGAAAAUAUGUUGGUCAAUAAAUACUUAUUAUUUUGCCUUAUACGACACCGUUAGCUGGGCUGAGUUUUUUUGAACAAUAUUCAUCCAAAAACACCACGAGCUAAAUCAAAUGAUGUAAUAGAAUUUAUGACUGAGGCAGUGUCUACAUCAUGCGCCACGGCAGGUUUAACAAAGAAUCAAAUUUGUAAAAUGAACUACGUCUAGCGUUGUGGGAAAAUGCGCUAUCUCUCGAUAUCUGAUCAACCAGAUUUGAGAAAUACCAUUCUCUCUUUUCGACAUGCAUUCCAGAGUUGACGUUUUCUGUAGCAGAUCAACGGUACUGUGGAACUAGCCUGACAGAAGAGAGUACAUGUCAAAGUUAACACAUUCUUGCAACGCACACACUGACGUUGCUUAUGUAUAGCCUUAGUAGCUCAAAUUCGUUUGGGAGUGCUUCGUCUGAAUGGAUCAGCGAACGUUCUGAUGUAUGCCUGCUUGGGAGGGGUAUAUUUUUCCCGUUAGACUUUUUUCAAAACCUUGAUGCUAAAUUCAGCUUAAAAUGAUAAAAACGUUUAACAUCUGCCCGCUUGCUCUCGAGUUGAUUAAUUACCUGCGUUGCACGGACGGGAAAUCCCUUGUCAAUCAAGAGCCGUCAAACAUACAUCCAUUUUAACUCUUUUGUUUCAUAAAAUUCGCCCUUAACUGCCCAUGUUAUUCAGGAAAUAAGGAUUCACCAAAGAAAAGAAUCAUAUUUGAUCAAAAAUGGCAUGUGCGUUGACAGACUUGGUGUGAAGCCCUCGUUUCCUUGUCCCUACGUCUGCGGUAAGAAGACUCAAAUGCGUAGUAUAUUUUCUAUUUAUCCUUUGUACCUUGUUUUUCAAAUGCAUUUCCUAAGCCGUGCUUAUUUGAUAAAAAGACAAACCGGCAGGCUGUAGGAGGUUCCAAAACCGUGAUUGUCUGUUACGAAAAUUGUGUGAUGUCCAUUUCUGCCCGUAAAGGAUAACUGACUGAAAUGCUAUGCAUAUGCGACAAUGUUGGGCGUCCAAACAAUAACGUCUGAUUAAUACCUCCAUAUGUGAUCACUGUACCUUACUUAUGCAUUCUCUGGGCAUUUGUAAGACGGAGCAGGUUUAGCCUGUUGUGAUUAAUCCUAUACCCCUGAAACCCAAACAUAUUGAACAAUUGUGGUCUAAUGUCUCGUUUGCUCUAAAUAGUGUUACAACUAAACCUGUAACUUCAAAUGCCUGCAGUAAUAAACCGCAUAAGGGCUGAGUUCCAUAUUCUGUCUGCAGUGUGAAAUACAAUAUUUCAGUUCAUUAGAGACGGCAAACGACAAAUGCGUUUUUUCAAUCAUUACAUUACAAAGGACUCGUUGGCCUUGAAACAAAUACCCUUGACGGUUUCACAAUACACUCUAAUCUUUAAAAAACAUGCUGAUGCGCAGUCCACUUGAACAAUCAGCUAAAAUAGCAAAUCUGCGCUUCAUCUUAAUCCAUACAGUUAAUAAAAUAACCGAAAAAUUUAAUUGAAGUCACAUUCCGCCAUCCGUAUUCAGACUCGAUGAUAAACAAGAAACGCCUCUGAAUACUCCAAAAGUCGUCUGCCAACAACGCAUACUGGUAAUUAUUUUUUAGUUGUAGCGUUCACCCGGAAGGCAGCAAGAACGAUAACAAUGACCGCGCAAGCAAUACAGAGACUACUACCGUCGACACGAAUUUGGACAGAUGUAGCUACGAUGUGACUUAUGUAGUUCAGGCUAUAAUGAACUUAACCAUCAGCAGAAACCAGAAGCGCAUCUGAGCAAAUACGUACAAAACGAGCGCAUCAAUCACCAUACAUGCAACUUUAAACGAAUAACGUGGCAACGAGCGAACAGUAAUCAAAAAGACGUCUUGACAACAGAAGACGAGUCCUUGUCACAUUAUUUGGCCUAUCAUUAAGCAGUGUUCGCAAACUACGGAUUUGCGCGCAAUGUGUGAGGACUGAUACGUGGCUGCUUAAAUCCGUUUUUGAAAAACCAGAUUACGUAAUACAUGUUCGAGACCGUCAGGAUUAAUCACGUUUGCAGAUUAUUAGCGUAAACCAACGCAUAUAAUUAAAACAAGAUGGCGCGACAUUUUAUAUUGCUCUGCGGCUCAAUUCUGAUGCUCUGCAGCCGUUCAGCAACGAUCGGUUUGUCCGAAAAAUUAAUGAGACAACGAUACAAAUCCUUUGCAUGUUACGUGCGUCGGUUUUCACUUAUUCGCAUUAUGCAUAUGCGGAAGAUGUAGUAAAGAAAGGCUGGCUGCAUAUGUCUACUGCAAAAGAUGUCAAUAACGGUGUAUAAGACGACUGACUUGCUUUUUCUUUUGUCUAUUUUCACAGAGACACAUUUUUGCUUCCUGACCAUCCAAAUGGCCGAGGUAAGCGGAGUGGACGCAAUCUACUUGUAUUCCCACUCCUAUGAGCAUAUAGGAGGCGUGUACAGAGAAACGGGAAUUUACGCAAGAGAAAGUGAGUGUACUAGCUAGGUCCUCUUUAACAAGACCGUUCUUUACUUAAAUCUAUCUUCGCGAGUACUUUGGCCUUUAAAUUUACACAACCGAAAUUCGGAGUAGAUUUAAAGGCAAAUUCAUGCGCACGUUUGCACAUUAAUGCAAAUCGUGACUAUAUUGUUUUUGCCUACGUUAAUUAUAAAAUAAACAAUACUUCAAUUUUAAUUUCCUUAGAUGCGUAGGCUCGUGAACCAUCAUGUUUUUGCUUUACAAUUAACAUUUUGUCCGCAUUUCCUUGCAGGUCACUUUGAUCUACAAGGGCCCGUUGUGCACUGCGUAAACGUGCAGGAUUUCGAGAUUACCUGGAGAGUAAGAAAACCAGCAGGCGUUGAUGUGGUAUGCACCUUUAAAUUUUGCCUAUGUUAAAGCCCGGUACACGCGGUAGACGAAAAAGGCAUUUUUCAGAUACGUUAAAACUAAGAGGAUCAUUCUCCUUAUAACAUAUUUUCAUGUCUUUGCCUGACAUUAACCACAUACCACACGCUCUCUUUUACCCAACAACUGGAUUUGUCUAAAGAUGUCAUGCGCAUAUCAUGGAUCAUUUGAUUUGCGUUAUGCGAAUCUAGAAGGUAAUGAUUUUGUCUACCAAACCAUUUAUUUUUCAUAUUUUAUUUUUAAAGCAUAGGGUUCUCAUAAGUGCACUUCAGUAAUUUCUAGAACUCAUGAAUUUUGCCAAAGAUCAACAAAUUAAAAAAGCUACAAGCCAACGAAAUUUUUUUAAACUCCCGGAAACCUGUAUUUACGUGUUUGUCAAAACACCAGCCACUGCCGUCUUUAGUUAUCAUGCAUAAAUAUGUUGACAUAGCAAUAAUAGUCGGGUGUUUCUGCAUUCCGAUAUUAAUUUUCGCGCAUUCGUAGCGUUGUUAAAAAUUAUGCCGAUAAUGGGUCGAAGACAGGUAGUAAGCGGAAAAUAAAAAAUACGAUAAAUAAAGUAAGGCAACAGUAUGUACGAGUUUAAGCAAAUCCGUCUAAACAAGAACAAAUAAUAAAAUAGCGGCCCUUGUAGACGCACCAACCGGGAGUCUUAAUCACCGACGACAAUUUUUUUCUGGAAUGAUUUUUAUAAGUUGUUUUAACGCAUUCGCCUCUUGCAGUUAUUGACCUCAUAUAAUUUAUAUACCUAGAUAAUUUGCUAUCUAUAUGCUCCGGCUGUGUCUACGUAGUAUGAUGUGGACGUGCCUCAUACAGAGUCAAAUUAAACUAUAUUUGUCAGAAAAAUCAUGGCGGUCCUCAUAGCGGAUGCAAUUUUAAAAUGUGUACUAAUCAGGCACAUAGCAUGUAAAGCGCAUAACAACGACAGAGUUAUUUAUGUGUUCGCAUCCAGCAGCAGAAUUGAUGCGGAGCAGUGCGUCUCACUUGUUGCAUUGAUUCCAAAAGUCACCUGACGUGCUAAUGCUAAUGCCAUUUGCCUUUAGUUACCAUUUCUUUAUUACAAGAAGACAUCUAAGUUUUGAUUUUGAUGAGGUAAAUUCUAUGGCACUUCCCUAGUAUUAUAAUGGGACAAUGCUGAUAUUGAUGUGAAAUAAGCCGCACACAAUUAGAAUGCAUAGAGCUUUAUAUGAGUGAUAACAAGUGGAUUCUGAGACGUCCUGCGCGUACCUGCAGGCAGGCCCUGCUUGUCAUGUGCAUGAAAAAUUGCCUUACCUCACUAAGCACCAGCUUUCGAAAUGGAUAGCACAAAUGCAUGAUACUUAUUUCUGCCAAUAUUUGUUCUUAACGUAACACGCCUGUGCUUACCAAGUUUAUAUUUAUGAGCGAACUGAAGUUAUGAUUGUGUGUUAAACUUGGACUAAAAAUUACCAACGUACUCUUUAAUCUCAGGUCAAUUAAAAAUAUAUGUCUUUAUAUCCUUUUUCAUUGUCUUCUGUCAAUAGCAACCUUGUUUAAAAAUACGCACGAUGUUUGUUUUAGAAGUAGUUCUCUUUUGCGUCAAUAAAGAUCAAAUAUUAGCCUGGAUAUUUUAGAAACCACGGAACUUCAGACUGUUACUGUGGCCACUUCCUUUCGAAAUGAAGCUUUUAAGGGAUUCACCUGCUGGAUAA